AAAUACAUAAAACCCCUUGAACUUCCUGUCAGUCUCUGGCCCAACCUCUUCCUCCUUCCUCUCCUUUCUUUGUUGAUUCACACUCUCCCACAUGGCUUCCCAUGGACCUUGUGUUCAUGUCUCACUGAACCAGGUAGGAGCAGUUCCAAACCAUGCAGAUGAAAAAGGUCAUGGUGAAGAGGCUGGAAGUAACAAUUUUGAUUACUCUCAAAGGGGACAAUGGCUUCGAGCUGCAGUUUUGGGAGCCAACGACGGGCUGGUCUCGAUUGCUUCAUUGAUGAUGGGUGUAGGAGCUGUGAAGGAAGAUGUGAGAGCCAUGCUUCUUGCUGGUUUUGCAGGUACAGUUGCCGGAGCCUGCAGUAUGGCCAUAGGAGAGUUUGUGUCUGUGUACACUCAAUAUGACGUUGAGAUUAUGCAGAUGGAGAGAGAUCAGAAUGAUGUGAAAGAAAAGGGGUUGACAGAGAAGAAGAAGAAGAAAUUACCAAAUCCAUUUCAGGCUGCUUUGGCUUCUGCAUUCUCAUUCUUUGUGGGAGCACUGGUGCCUUUGCUUGCUGCUGCAUUCAUCACAAACUACAAAGUGAGGCUCAUGGUGAUUGUGUUGGUGUCAAGCUCGGCUCUUGUGGUGUUUGGAGGGUUGGGUUCUAUUCUGGGAAAGACUCCUGUGGUUAGGUCUUGUUUGAGGGUUCUGGUUGGAGGAUGGAUAGCCAUGGCUAUCACUUUUGGGUUAACCAAAUCAUUGGAUUCUGGGGGAGUGCAUUUAUGAGCAUGAACCUUGUACUGCUUUCUCUAUACUCUCUUUUCAUCCUCUCACAAAUAAUAUUUUAUAGUGUAACAGUGCAAUUUCUUUGAGAAUGUGAGUGAAUAAUACCCCCCCCCUCUUUCACUGAGAAA
Prosopis cineraria is the source of this 891-nucleotide messenger RNA. RefSeq names its product vacuolar iron transporter homolog 4-like. The transcript has a single exon. Gene Ontology annotation, molecular function: iron ion transmembrane transporter activity; manganese ion transmembrane transporter activity. Gene Ontology annotation, biological process: intracellular manganese ion homeostasis. Lineage: Eukaryota; Viridiplantae; Streptophyta; Magnoliopsida; Fabales; Fabaceae. Gene Ontology annotation, cellular component: membrane. The record is from RefSeq and is a predicted model, not a curated record. Bases 92 to 763 code for a protein of 223 amino acids.